Molecule: messenger RNA, 1784 nt
Organism: Esox lucius (northern pike)
Lineage: Eukaryota; Metazoa; Chordata; Actinopteri; Esociformes; Esocidae
Gene: hemgn
Product: hemogen
Exons: 4
Coding region: 608-1489 (293 amino acids)
Source: RefSeq, a predicted model, not a curated record
AUGAAACACGUGGAACAUUUAGGAAUGUGUGUGUGUGUGUGUGUGUGCGCGCGCGCGCUGUUCCCUUCCAAAUGGUUUCAAAGUCUCUGCCAGUGUUAAUUCAGCCUUUCUACCUACAGAAUCUUUGAGUCCAUCUGUGCUUUGUUUCAUCUUGUCCAACCCUACUGUGCUUAGCCAUGUAUUAAUGACCGUUCAUUGUCAGAAACCGUCUGAAUUUUGUUAUUCUCACUGUUAGGCACCAUUGAUACACUAAGCACCUGUUCUUUAAUCCUGCUACUAGCUAUUUUCAGACAAACACAUCUGUAUGGCUAACCACAUGUGAAAUGUCUCUGUUUCUGUUUGUCACACACACACACACACACACAUCUGAGAGAGCAACAUGGCCUGCUUUUUUAUGCAUGCGCAACUAUUGUGCCAACUCCUCCACCUUUACAAAUAUGAUAAGAGCGAGAGACGCAACACUCCCCAAGAAGCAUGGUAAUGGUUAACCAGAUCGUUCUUUUUUGGGGGGCGGGAUUUGCAAACAGACGCAACUUUUGAUCAAUGUUUUUUUCCCUUCUCUGCUUGCCCUCGUCAAUAAGUUAAAUUAAUUUGAACCGAAGGCAAAAUGGAGGGAAUGCCAGCUACGGCGAAACCAGGGUUUGACGACGACCAAGAUGGAAUCCGGCGGAGGCUGAGGGACAGGGACCUUCUAAAGAGAAGGAAGGCUGAGGCGGAGGAGAAGGCAACUACCCAGUGGGUUUAUGGCCUUUCUGUUCAUGUCGCCAGGGCGGAGAGCAAGAAGAAGAGAGCGAAAGUCGAGGAGAAGAGCACCUCAGGGAGGAGAGGAAGGCCUAGGAAGACCAAUCAAACACCGGAGCUCUCAGCUCCACAAGAGGAGCUGGGACAGGGGGGUGCCGUUACAGAGGAGGUGCCAAAACCAGCCGAGUCCAUCCUUGUCCCUACCUUGCUCUCGCCACCCUCUUUCCCAGCAGUGGACAAUACUCUGCCCGCGUAUGUCCCUCUUGUCCCCGCCACCAUUCCCAUCCCGUCCCCUGCUCCUGAUGUCACCCCUGCACCCGUCCUUGCGUCAGGCCCACUUUCUACCCCUGCAGCCGGUCCGGUCUCUAGGCCUGACGCAGGUCCGGUCUCUAGCCCUGCAACAGGUCCAGUCUCUAGCCCUGACGCAGGUCCGGUCUCUAGCCCUGCAGCAGGUCCGGUCUCUAGCCCUGACGCAGGCCCUGUUUCUGCCUCUGCACUAGCCCCGUUGGAGACCCUGUACACAGACAGUGUCCAGGGCAGUGACCCCAAGGACUGGGUGCUGAUUGAGGACUUGGGUCCGGAUGAAGAGGAAGAUGUGCUUCCAUUUCGAGACAACUUGGAAACUGAACAAGGUUCAAACGAGGAACGAGCUGACAAUGUGCCUGAACAAAGUCGAGUGUACUCCACGUUUUCUGUGUUGUCCACUGGUGCUCCUUCACAAGAUUCUCUCUCAGGAAACAUCUUCUAAAGUCCACUGAGAUCUGGCCUCUAAUCUAUCAACAUUUGGAUUUAGAGGCCAUUUACUGGUUAACUCAUCUUGGUAAUGACAGAGCAAAAUAUAAAGUAUGGAUGCUUAAUGUGUCGCAGUGCUUAUGCAAUGAAAUGCAUGAAGGCAAGCUUUAAACCUACCCAUGUAUUUAUUUAUAUUGCAUGAAUGGUGUCUGAAAUGUUUUGAAAGAAUAGAACUAUUUGUAUUUACAAAACAUAUUUGUAGAAGCUUAAUGUGGCAGCAUUUUACAUAAAUUUGUACAAUUUUGGGUUAA